AUGCCCCGCCUUAGUGACACGAUUUGUGCCGAUCACAAAGACCUCAAGUCAUACUAUGACCAAAUUGUCCAGGCUGAGGACGAAGAUGAACAAUCUCGAUGGCAAAACAUGUUGACAUGGGAGUUAGCUCGUCAUGUAGUAGGCGAGGAAAUAGUGCUCUACCCGGCGCUAAAGCAGCACCUUAAUGAGGAUGCAGCCGAAGAUCGCCAACAACACCAAAUGAUCAAAGAGAAACUUGCAGUCUUUCAAAACCUCAAAGCCCGUGAUCCACGCUUCGUCCCCACCAUGGCCAUUCUCAUGGAUGAUUUGGCCGCCCAUGUCAUUCACGAGGAGCGAGUGGAUCUAAUAAACCUGGAAAGUGCUAUUUCAGAAGAGGAAAGCAACAACCUUGCGGUGUCCUUUGACCGGACAAAGGAUUUUGUCCCCACACGCGCUCACCCUAGUGCGCCCGAUCGACCGCCAUAUCAAACCGCCGUUGGGUUGAUCACGGCUCCACUGGAUUAUUUGCAGGAUCUUUUUCGGAAAUGGCCCGAUUCUGAAUUCACACCGAAUGCCCCAGCAGAAUAA
Messenger RNA from Penicillium angulare, 567 nucleotides. RefSeq lists its product as uncharacterized. The coding region runs from base 1 to 567 and encodes 188 amino acids. The record is from RefSeq and is a predicted model, not a curated record. NCBI's taxonomy places the organism in Eukaryota, Fungi, Ascomycota, Eurotiomycetes, Eurotiales, Aspergillaceae. The transcript is spliced from 2 exons.